This is a messenger RNA of Malania oleifera, 1851 nucleotides long. RefSeq lists its product as uncharacterized. Gene Ontology annotation, molecular function: flavin adenine dinucleotide binding; tRNA dihydrouridine synthase activity. Gene Ontology annotation, biological process: tRNA processing. NCBI's taxonomy places the organism in Eukaryota, Viridiplantae, Streptophyta, Magnoliopsida, Santalales, Ximeniaceae. The transcript has 3 exons. The coding region runs from base 1 to 1494 and encodes 497 amino acids. The record is from RefSeq and is a predicted model, not a curated record.
AUGAGCCCAUCUCAUCGUGGGCCCAACUCUUUCACAGCAGCCCGCAGCCCAAUCUAUCCCAUAAGCUCCAGUCGGUGCGUUCAUCGAAAGCCAUAUGUUCUUCUCUUCCUCCACUGUCCUGGCAACCACGGCGGCGAUGGGCUGGUCAGCGCUUCCCAUCGUCCGCUCAUGAGACGCAAGCCCUGCACCUACUCCUCCUCGCUCCUCUCCAGGCACUUCGCAUCUCUGCAAUCUCCAAUCUCGUUUUCCAAAUCUUUCAUGGCCUCUUCCGCCACCCAAACCCUAGUUGCCCUCUCCGAUCCCCGAGAGACUGCAGACGACUAUUUGUGUCCCGAAUCAGACAUUCUCUCAUUCCCCAAACAACAGGAACACCAGGAAAAUCAACCGCAACAGCGGCAGGAGACUUCUCUGGGUUCACCGCGUCGGUGCUUGAGCGACGUUCAGUCGCAAAUCGAGCGAGCAUGGGCUCAUUGGAGGAAAUUAGGUGAACCAAAGCUGAUCGUUGCUCCAAUGGUUGAUAACUCGGAACUUCCUUUUCGAAUGCUAUGUCGAAAGUAUGGGGCUCAGGCUGCGUAUACACCCAUGUUACACUCCCGCAUUUUCUCCGAGAACGACAAGUAUCGGUCCCAGGAAUUCACGACCUGCGAUGAGGAUCGCCCAUUGUUUGUCCAAUUUUGUGCAAAUGAUCCAGAUACCUUAUUGGAAGCUGCUCGGAGGGUGGAACCUUAUUGUGACUAUGUAGACAUUAAUUUGGGUUGCCCUCAGCGUAUUGCUCGGCGGGGCAACUAUGGAGCUUUCCUAAUGGAUAACCUUCCUCUUGUAAAAUCCCUCGUUCAAAAAUUGGCUGCAAAUCUUCACGUCCCAGUGUCAUGCAAAAUCCGAGUUUUUCCAGAUUUACAAGAUACAAUCAAUUAUGCUAGAAUGCUGGAGGAUGCUGGUUGCUCUCUUUUAGCUGUCCAUGGCCGAACGAGGGAUGAAAAAGAUGGGAAGAAAUUUCGAGCCGAUUGGAAUUCCAUCAAGGCUGUUAAAAAUGCUAUCAGGAUCCCUGUCCUUGCCAAUGGGAAUAUACGGCACUUGAAUGAUAUUCAGAGUUGUUUGGAAGUAACAGGUGUUGACGGGGUGCUUUCGGCUGAGUCUCUCCUCGAGAAUCCUGCACUUUUUUCUGGAUUUCGGACCGCUGAGUGGGUGCUCGGCAAUGAGGAAAGCAGUCGAGAUGGGAAACUAGACCAAGCAGAUUUAGUAGUGGAGUAUCUGAGGCUCUGCGAGAAAUACCCUGUGCCAUGGAGAAUGAUCCGUGCUCACGUGCACAGGAUGUUGGGGGAGUGGUUCAGGAUCCAUCCACACGUAAGAGAGGAUCUGAAUGCACAAUCCAGACUCACCUUUGAAUUUCUUUAUAAUAUGGUUGAUCAGCUUAGGCAGCUGGGCGCGAGAAUUCCACUUUAUCUAAAGGACACCUCCGUAGAAAGUGUUUUGGCUGAUGGAAAUACUCCAUGAUUUGCAAUUCUUUUUAUUGAACAAAUGCGCCCCGUGGCUGAAACCAGACCCAGCAAAUAGGGUAUAUGGUUAUUUUCUCAAAAUGAAUGUCAUUUUAGCAAUAGAGAUUGGACAAUUGUUAGGCUGUUAGUUUCUGCUUAGGAAGUCCAAAACUUGAGCUAAGACAUUUUUUUUAAAUAGGCAAGAGAGCUUUCUCCCCCCCAACCCCUUUUUUAAAAUUUAAAUUAUCUCUUCUUACCUCAUUCUUUGUAGUGAUUUAAUAUCUGGGUGACACAGAUUACCCUUGUUGUACGAACAUUCUUGUAUUUGAGAUCGUUUACUCCCAUAAAUGUAUUAAAGGCAACUCAGUUUAUAGCC